Messenger RNA from Sardina pilchardus (European sardine), 3541 nucleotides. Its product is annotated as transcription factor Sox-9-A-like. The record is from RefSeq and is a predicted model, not a curated record. Gene Ontology annotation, cellular component: nucleus. The coding region runs from base 324 to 1799 and encodes 491 amino acids. Gene Ontology annotation, molecular function: RNA polymerase II cis-regulatory region sequence-specific DNA binding; DNA-binding transcription factor activity, RNA polymerase II-specific. Gene Ontology annotation, biological process: morphogenesis of an epithelium; positive regulation of chondrocyte differentiation; oligodendrocyte differentiation. The transcript is spliced from 3 exons. NCBI's taxonomy places the organism in Eukaryota, Metazoa, Chordata, Actinopteri, Clupeiformes, Clupeidae.
UAAGGUACGAGGACGGCAAUGACAAUAACUUUGGAGCAAAGAUAUUGAACUGACAGCUCAGAUACAUGGCAAUUGAUAUAUGCGCAAUAGUGAUCUUUGGUCUUCAGCCGAGCGGAAAGGGACUUUGAAGAGCCAUCGUUUGGAAACGCACAAAAGGAUCUCAAAAAGUUUUUUUCUUUCUUUUUGCGAACUUUGAACUGGAUUGAUUCAGCUCUGCGGGCACAAAACCCUUCCGAGGUGCCAGUGAAAAAGGUUCUCGCAGAUUCCCUGCAGAGGAUUUUAGAAUUUGCAUUUUUCCAGCGAGUUUCCAGACGCGUAUUCGCAUGAAUCUACUCGAUCCGUACCUGAAGAUGACAGACGAACAGGAGAAGUGUCUCUCUGACGCCCCGAGUCCGAGUAUGUCCGUGGACUCCGCAGGCUCCCCGUGCCCAUCAGGAUCGAGUUCUGACACCGAAAACACUAGACCAUCCGAGAACCAUAUUCUGGGGCCGGAUGGGGUUCUUAGAGACUUUCCGAAAGAGGAGGAAGAGAAAUUCCCUGUCUGCAUCCGGGAGGCCGUUUCGCAGGUGUUGAAAGGCUACGACUGGACACUGGUGCCCAUGCCAGUUCGAGUGAAUGGCUCCAGCAAGUCCAAGCCUCACGUUAAGAGACCCAUGAACGCGUUUAUGGUGUGGGCACAAGCAGCGCGCAGGAAGCUAGCUGACCAGUACCCUCACCUCCACAACGCUGAGUUGAGCAAGACGCUGGGCAAACUUUGGAGGCUGCUCAACGAAGUAGAGAAACGCCCUUUUGUGGAGGAAGCUGAGCGACUGAGGGUCCAACACAAGAAGGAUCACCCCGACUACAAGUACCAGCCGCGUCGACGGAAGUCUGUGAAGAAUGGACAGAGCGAGUCGGAAGACGGCGAACAGACGCACAUCUCUCCGAAUGCCAUCUUCAAAGCGCUACAAGCCGACUCCCCCGCCUCCAGCAUAGGCGAAGUGCAUUCUCCCAGCGAUCACUCGGGCCAGUCUCAGGGUCCACCCACACCUCCCACCACCCCCAAGACCGACCAGCCCUCCUCUAAAGGUGAGCUCAAGCGGGAGAGCCGGCCCAUGAACGAGCCCAACGUCCGGCAGCUCAACAUCUUCCGGGACGUGGACAUCGGCGAGCUCAGCAGCGACAUCAUCCCCAACCUGGACUUCGACGUCGACGAGUUCAACCAGUACCUGCCGGCCCACAGCCAGCCGGGCAUGCAGGUGGCCGCCGACGGCUCCCAGAGCUACGGCUACGGUCCGUCAGGUGCCCAGGUGGUGUCGGGCAGCAGCAGCGGCGGUGGUGCCAGUGGGCCCAGCUGGCUGGCCAAACAGCAGCAGGCGGCGCAGCAGGGCCAGUCGAGCCACUCCCUCACCACGUUGUCCAGCGCGUCCGAGCAGCGCCCGGCCCAGAUCAAGACGGAGCAGAUGAGCCCCGGUCACUACAGCGACCAGCAGGGCUCCCCUCCCCAGGCGGUGGCCUACGGCUCCUUCAGCCUGCAGCACUACAGCGCCGCGGCCGCCGCCGCCGGCUACCCCUCCAUCGCCCGCGCCCAGUACGACUACUCCGACCACCAGGGCGGCGCCAGCUCCUACUACGGCCACUCGGCUGGCGCCGGGGGCCAGGGCUCCGGUCUCUACCCCGGCUUCAGCUACAUGAACCCCAGCCAGCGGCCGCUCUACACCCCCAUCGCCGACCCCAGCGGCGUGCCCUCCGUGCCCCAAACUCACAGCCCGCAACAGUGGGAACAGCAGCCUGUCUACACCCAGCUCUCCCGGCCCUGAGAGACAGACACAGAGGGAGAGAAAGAGAGAGAGAGAGAGAGAGAUAGAGAUAGAUAGAGAGAGAGAGAAUGAGAGAGCUCACCGCACAAAGCUGAACCUCAGCACUCACCUCAGCAAGAGACACUCUCACAGACAUGCCGAAAACAGAAAAAAAAACAAACAGACAAUUGAGAGAAAGCUAACAAGAAUAAGGUGUUCUGAAAAAUAAGUACGGAACACAACAAAAUGGCUCCCAAUUGUGCCUUCUUUAAUGAGCGGAGUUGUUGUUAUAUUUUUCUAGAUAUAAUGAAAAGAAACUCAUCUGACUUUGUUAUUUUUAAAAAGAGAAAUCCUCUGUGAGGAAAUAUUUCAUGAUAAAUAUUUAGUAUGUACUGUGUAUGUGUCAUGAUCUUAUAUAUUUUGUUUCAGCAGUUUGUUGUUUUUCUACGUUAACACAGAGGAAAAGCAGCCUUAAGUGGACUCUUUGGCCUUUCUUGUCACUUAGGUAAAGACUGGAGGAAACAAAGACUCCACCUGUCAACUCCAGCUGUAGUUUGGGACUUAUAGUGGGCCAGCAGGUCAUCAGUCUAUACAACUGUAUGUUCUGGAAUUGGGUUGUACAAUCUUGAAGCAUUCCUUGCAUCUUACAAUGUCAUUUUAAAAGUGUGCUUAGACGAGGAACUCAAUGUUUAUUAUUUAAAUGUAAUUUCCCAAUAUUUGGUUUUGGGGUCCUUAUGGAGGUACAUUCUUAUGCCAGCACACACACACACAUGUGCUUUGUCUCUGUGUAUAUAUUUGAUUAAGACUUCUAGAGCGAUGUGCUGUGACGGAGCAGCAGACAGUAAGAUAUGGCUCUACUUCUAGUGCCAGUGCAGCAGCAUAGCAGCCACACCAGCCUAAUCAGCGUGCCAUUGUGCCAUGUAGUUUUGCCCACGCUCCACUUUUCUCUGCAUUUUUGGAGAGAGACGAGAGCAUUGCCUUGAUGCCACGUGUGCCUGCUCAGCCGACAUGCGCACACACACACAUACACCCGCCCACACACACACACACACACACACACACACAAACACACACCUAUACACAUGUGCAUACAAUCCAGAGCCUCAAGUGUGUGCACACCCCAAACCCGCCUCUCACUUCCUGUCUUAAGGAGCCACAGGAAGUGACCCUUGACCCCUCUGUUAGGCUCAGUGGAGUUCCUUACUUCCUUACUGCCAGUCUUAACAUCUUUAAUUUAUUCAUUAGUAUUAAUUUUAUUUGAAAAAAAACUAUUUUGCCUUCCUAUCUUUUAAUUCUUCUCCGUAUAACUAACCAAGAUGUAAAACAAGUUUGCAGCAGUUUUUUCUGUUAAGUUGUGGUACGAACUUUGAAAAACAUCUCCAUUAUUUAUCAUUUGUAAAUGGUUCCAUUUAAAUAUUUUCUAAUUGAUUAUCUAGCUGUGUACAGAUUACUUCUAAUUGUUAUAAAAACUUGAUCAAAAGAGAGACAGAAAACUGGAAGUUGUUCUUUUCAUUCUAAGCAGAGUUAAAGGCUGUUGAACAUUUGAAAUGGUUAUAUUCUUUGUAAUAUCACCUGAAUGCUUUUAUUCGUAUAUUUUUUCAAAGAGUGUUGUUCCUUUCCUUAUUCCAUAUUCUAGAUUUCAUGUUGACAUCUUUUAACCCAGCUGAGUCUUUGUUUCCUAGGUACGAACAUACCAGUGUCUUAAAGAAGCUUAUCUUUUGUAUUAUAUUGUUUGCAAUAAAAAGAAAAGAUAUAAAAAAUAA